Messenger RNA from Pectinophora gossypiella (pink bollworm), 2112 nucleotides. RefSeq names its product protein drumstick (gene drm). The record is from RefSeq and is a predicted model, not a curated record. Gene Ontology annotation, molecular function: RNA polymerase II transcription regulatory region sequence-specific DNA binding; DNA-binding transcription factor activity, RNA polymerase II-specific. Gene Ontology annotation, biological process: regulation of transcription by RNA polymerase II; embryo development; embryonic pattern specification. The transcript is spliced from 3 exons. Bases 358 to 624 code for a protein of 88 amino acids. Gene Ontology annotation, cellular component: nucleus. NCBI's taxonomy places the organism in Eukaryota, Metazoa, Arthropoda, Insecta, Lepidoptera, Gelechiidae.
GUUCAUUCACUCGCGCGCACGUGGUGGGGGCGCGCUCGUCUUCCGCGUAAUGUUAUCAGUAGCUUCCGCACCCUCCGUCGAGCGCAGUUGCCAAACGCACCCGCUGUUGGAAACACGUCUACCGUUUGACACAUCCAGUAAUUAAUCUGUAACUCUGUGAUUUUUUGAUUCAUUAUUUUUAUUUAUAUUCGAACGAUUUUAUUUCCAAGUGAUUUUGAAUACUAGACCGACCAACCGUAGAAGCGUGGUUGAAAAUAUAGUGGAAGUGUUAAAAUUAGUUGCUCAUAACGAUAUUAUUAUCGUAACUGGUAUUUAGAGGCAAGCCCCGCCCGUCGCAAGCAUCAUAGACCAGACAAAAUGUUCGCUGUGAUGCAAAUCGACGAAGAUCACACACGGGACUUCAGGCGUAAGCUGCGCCAGAAGUGCGAAUUCGUCUGCAAGUACUGUCAGCGCAGGUUCACGAAGUCCUACAACCUGAUGAUUCAUGAGCGCACCCACAAAAGCCCAGAACUGUCUUUCAGUUGCGAGGUCUGUGGGAAGAGCUUCAAGCGACAGGAUAACCUGCGCCAACACAGAGAAAUACAUUACAACCCAAGCAAGGAGACCAUGUACUUAAGGUGGUGAUAAAUCACCCGACCCUGUGACGUCAUCGCAUUCUAACAUCGGAUUCAAAUUUUUACGUAACAGUAUUCGUGCUUCAUCAUUAACACCGCCAGAAUGGGAAAUUGCAAUUUUAAAUUAUUUUUUUUAAGAAUUCAAUUUCAAUUUUUUUUAAUCGAAAACUUUGAUUCCGUAUUUCGUUGUCAAAGUUUUUGAAACUUUGUGAUAUUUUCCGAUACAUUCCAGUGGGUUGAAUUGAAAUUAAGAGUUUGUUAAAAAAUAAUGAAUAAAAACAUUCUGGUGAUUUGUAAAUAGAAUUUAUUAGGAUAUGUGACGAUAGCAUUUAAACGGCUUAACUGCUUAGCUAUAUUGUAAUGUAAAAUAAUAUUUAUAUUAUAUUUAAAAAUAUUGUUAUUACUGUUAGCUUCUAAUAAUACGUAGGACGUACAGUUUUGUGACCAGUUGAAUACGACGGCAGUUUAAUAAAAAAAUCUUUAAUUAACAAAUUAUGAUUUUCCGUCAUGUCUUAUUUAUUAAUAAUUUAGUAUGUAACAUUCCAUUUAUGAUUAAUGUAUAUUUUGAGGGUUGUUCCUAAUAAUUAAAAUGGUCGAAAAGACUUAAAUAGCAUAGGAUCAGUUGUUGGGAUUAUACAUAUAAUAUGUUGUGCGAGUACAUAGUAUAUCGUUAAUGUCAUUUUCCUCGUAAAAUCACAAUUACAGGCUCUUGAGAUUAUUUUAUGACUCCAAUUACCUAAUUAAAUCUACUAUUGUUACAGUUGAAAUGUAGUGAAACAGAAAAAGCAAAUAUCAUCAAAAGAUUCACAAUAUUAUAUUCAUUAUAUAUAUUAAAAAUACAUUUUUGAUAUAUCAUUAUUAAUAAUCGCAAAAGCAAGGAGAACAUAGAUGGAGCCAUACAGUAUACAUUUAAAUGUAUUAAAUAUUGAUUUAUAUUUGCACAUCGGAAUAGUUAUAAUUACAUAGAUUUAUAGUUUUUUAUAUAUUAUAUUAUUUAACACAGUGUAAAACUCAAUAUUUAACAGUUUACCACCCUUUCUUACAAUUUCUGUUCUUUUCAAAUACCAAAACAAAUAUCUACUUACUGUAAAUUAUUGUGUGUAUUUUUAGUAGUUUAAAAUUAUAAAGACCUUAAAGUAUCAAUCCUUUUCAAAUGGCCUUUACGCAAAUACUGAGUUUUACAUAACGUAAAAUAAUAAUAAACAAUUUCAUAAUUGGCUUCCCAAACUUUACCAUUGUUUCGAUACUUGCGAAAUACAUAAGGUAGGGUUUAAAAUUGUUAACAUUUUUACUUGUCUUUAUACGCAAUAUAUAAAAGUUAUAUAUGUCAUAUAAGACAGCUUAAAUUAUGCUUUAAAUAUAUUGAGAAAGCUCGAAGUGGUAAAAUUAUAGAUUUUCCAUGUGCCAAUAUAGGACAGAAAAGAUUCUGUCGCCUAGCCAUAUUUUUGAUAGUUUUAGAUGUAAAAAAUAAUAUUUUGACUAUGUUAUUAUUAUAUAU